GACCCGACACUUCAAAAACACGGAGCUAAACACAUAUACAAAGUACCGGAAGGACUACGAGAAUUGUGUAGCGACAUUUCACGGGAAGUUCUUCGCUCGCAACCGACCAACAUUCUCGCCUUUAUCGCCGAAUACGUGGACACACUUCUGAUCACGCGCGAGAAUACAAAAAUUGCAGUCAAAGUCGUAAACAAUAUUCUACUCGGAAGCGAGGCAAUUCUGAACAUACUUUACCGGGCUGGUUUCAGUUUGGAGCAAGUGGCGGUCGCCGCUCCACGGAUUCAAAAAGUAUUCCGCUCGUACCUGGACGCGAUGGAUUUGCGGCCAUUGAUAUGCGAGGAUGCAAUUUGCGAAGAGAAAUCCAAGAUAUCGAUUCGAAAUAUUUUAGAAGCAACAGGAGCAUCACCCGAAGAAGCAGAGCAAGCUUCCAUAAUAAUACAAUCUGCGUUCCGCGGUCACUACGAAAGGAUGUCCUUAAGCGAGGCCCAAGGAAAAAUUCAAUGGCAAAGAGCAGUGGCGAACACCCUGAAUAUUCUGAAGAAGGCUGGUGCAACGCAAACGGAAAUUGCUAAAGCCGCAAGACACGUGAAAUUUGCCUAUCGAGGAUACUACAACAGAAGGAAUCAAAAGAUCGACCCUCUGGAAGACGAGCCUCUCAAGAAGGAUGAACGUAUAUUGGAGCCCGUGGAGGCUUUCCAAGCGGUUGCUUGGAUGGACGUGAUGUACGAAGAUUCUGGAUUAGAAAUGCAAAAGGCCAACGAAGCUGCUACAAUUAUUCAAAAAGCUUUUAAAAGAUAUCGUGCAAAAAAACAAAAGUACGAUUUGCAACAAUUGGAGACAACGUCAACAAUGGUCGCUGAUGCCGUUGUCGAUAAAGUGCAUCAGAAGAUUUUUGAAAAGAUAACCUCGCGCAAAGAUAUCCCCGAAGAGUAUGGCACUCGGGAAGAAAUGAUGUAUAUGAAAUUUCCGGAUGACGAAAAAGAGGAGGAGGAAGAAGUAGAAGAAGAAGAGGGUGGGUGCAAUUAUUGCUAA
Molecule: messenger RNA, 1032 nt
Organism: Apis dorsata (giant honeybee)
Lineage: Eukaryota; Metazoa; Arthropoda; Insecta; Hymenoptera; Apidae
Exons: 10
Coding region: 313-1032 (239 amino acids)
Molecular function (GO): protein binding
Source: RefSeq, a predicted model, not a curated record